ACGGUAUCGCUCUUGCCUUCCAAUUAAACUUACCUACAUUACAAUUUACAACAUCAGACAUGGAAUGACAUAGUUCAUUAACCUUAUCGAACCGGUGCUGUUUAUGAUUCUGUCGGUUUCACAUUGCUCCUUUUUUACCCUUCGGAAACGAAGUCGAGUCAAGGCCCCAAGAAUAUGAAAAGUCAAGAAGGAAAAGAAAAGGUUAAGCUUUAGAGCAGGUACAGAGGAUGCUGCCGUGCUGUUUCUAUUGACCUGAGUAAAAAUUACGAGUGGGGUAACGGAGAGUGAAGGAGAGGAAGACACAGAGAGAUGGGUUUCCUUAGCCAUAGAGUGGAGAGAAGUGAAAUCAAACCAGGAGAUCAUAUCUAUACUUAUAGAGCUGUUUUCACUUACUCCCAUCAUGGUGUCUUUGUUGGGGGAAGCAAGGUGGUCCAUUUUACACCCAGGCAGAAUGCAAAUUCAAGCUCUGAUACAUCUUCUGACUUCUAUGAUUCAAUGUCAAGCAUUCCAUCAUCUUGUGAAACCUUUCCUGACUGUGGAUUCAGACAACCUGAUAGUGGCGUAGUCCUCUCAUGCCUGGACUGCUUCCUCAAAAAAGGAUCCCUUUACAGCUUUGAGUAUGGGGUGCCCCCUACUGUUUUUAUUGCAAAAGUACGUGGAGGCACAUGCACCACUGCAGCAUCUGAUCCAGCAGAAACUGUUAUCCACAGAGCAAUGUAUCUUCUUCAAAAUGGAUUUGGCAAUUAUGAUGUAUUUCAUAACAAUUGCGAGGAUUUUGCAAUGUACUGCAAGACAGGUCUUUUGAUAAUGGACAGGCUGGGGGUUGGAAGAAGUGGUCAAGCUUCUUCGGUUAUUGGUGCUCCAUUGGCCGCAAUUCUUUCAUCCCCUUUAAAGUUGUUAAUGCCUAGUCCUGUUGGUGUGGCUACGGUAACAGCUGGAAUGUACUGCAUGAGCAGAUAUGCUACUGAUAUAGGUGUUCGGAGUGAUGUAAUCAAGGUGGCCGUGGAAGAUUUGGCUAUGAACCUGGGCUGGGCUGGCCCUCUGGAGGAAGUACCUGAAGACAAUGAGGCCUCUGGUGCACUGAUUGCCAGUUGAAGUGAAUUUCAUCUCAAUGCAUGUCAAGAUGCGUAUAUAUGUGAUUGGUAGUCUCCAUUAAUAAGAAUUCAUUGAUGUAAGUGCACUCACAUGAGAGAGUCUAUUGUUUUCUUCUUUCUUUGUAAGUUAGUUGCUGUUGGUUCUGUACUAAUAAAUUAAGCUGACCCUCCGGAGGCCUGGACUGGUCUGUUAUAAUUAUUUACUUGUGAAAUUCGAUCUUUGAACUUUAGUGGUUUGUCAAA
Messenger RNA from Populus nigra (black poplar), 1337 nucleotides. RefSeq names its product protein LEAD-SENSITIVE 1. Bases 310 to 1095 code for a protein of 261 amino acids. The record is from RefSeq and is a predicted model, not a curated record. The transcript is spliced from 3 exons. Lineage: Eukaryota; Viridiplantae; Streptophyta; Magnoliopsida; Malpighiales; Salicaceae.